AUGGCUUCAGUUGCAAAGAUUAUCUAUUUAAUUUCCAUACUGGUUGCAAUCGCUUGCAUAGUUGUAUCGAUAGCUAUCAGUCCAGCUUGGAGCGCUGAUCCAAAUAAUACCUUUUUGAAAGCGAAUGGAGCACUCAGUAUUGUCGGCUUGAGAUUACUCACGGGGAAUAAUGAUUGCUAUUAUUGUUCUUUUGGCUUUAGCCUUAAUAUGCUUUAUUGUCGCGUUGGCUGUCUACGGUCAAGGAGUGAACUGGCAGGCAUGGCUACUGUCAGCUAUGUUCAUCGCGGGAAUAUGCCCUAAAGGAUAAAACACAUACACCAGUUACUUCUCAUAAAGUGUUUUAUGUGUAUGUGAUCAAAUAUUAUCUACAUGUAUUUAGUUUUUUUUACACCAAUAUAAAGCGUCAUAUGGACUACAAAGGCAUUUCUGUUAAUGAGAGUUCUAUUUGUCUGUUUAUGGAUGGGGUGGGGUGGGGAGUUGAAUAGCACAAAUACAAAUAAAAUGACA
Molecule: messenger RNA, 507 nt
Organism: Trichobilharzia regenti
Lineage: Eukaryota; Metazoa; Platyhelminthes; Trematoda; Strigeidida; Schistosomatidae
Source: the annotation of a GenBank genome assembly